This is a messenger RNA of Cydia pomonella (codling moth), 2891 nucleotides long. RefSeq lists its product as uncharacterized. The record is from RefSeq and is a predicted model, not a curated record. The transcript has 2 exons. Gene Ontology annotation, cellular component: ciliary transition zone. Lineage: Eukaryota; Metazoa; Arthropoda; Insecta; Lepidoptera; Tortricidae. Gene Ontology annotation, biological process: non-motile cilium assembly. The coding region runs from base 118 to 552 and encodes 144 amino acids.
UUUAAAAUUAAAUAGUAUAUAUAUAAAAAAAAGGUCUUAUUCAGCAGUGAAUUAAAAGUGGACUUAGUGAAAAUUAAACAGCAAGUGUUAUUUUAAACAAAAUAACAUCAAUGCACUAUGGUUAAUCCUAGUUUAGCGUAUGAGAUUCUUUUGUAUAUAAAUUCAUUUUAUUUUGGACUCUUCUCAACAUGUGAACUGGGCGCCCUUGUACUGAAGUCUUUCCUUAUUAGUGGAAAUUAUAAAAUUGUUGAACAGGGUUAUAUAUUGAUUGGAAGAGAUUAUGGUGUGCUCAUUGGAUUAUUUAUUGUGGAAGCAGCCAGAUUGUUUCUUGGAAGGAAGGGUAGUCUUAGCGAAAAAGAUCCUCCAGUAAUGUUUUCAGUGUUCCUCACACUACCUUCUAUUGGUGGGGUGCUAUUUCUCCUGCAUUGGCAACAAGUAGUACUUCGGAUUGAGUAUAUAUGGUGUACCUUGAUGCUGUUAUUGCAGUUAGCAGAGUUUGUGUUUGCGUGUAUGUUCAUAGUCACCAUGUGUCGAGGCCCCUCUUAUGACUGAGUAACUGAUCAAACUAUACACUAGAGAGACGAAUCAAGGAUAUGACCUAAAACUACAUGUAGGUAUUGUAAUUUGUUAUUAAACAGAUUAGAUAGUUUAGAUCAGCAUUGUGAGCAAAUAUUGAGUGGGCCCUGAAAUGACUACAGAAUCUGAGUAAUACAAAUAAUAUUCUUAGUCUUUUUAGGACAGCCAAGAGGUGGGUCCUAAAUUUGGCAGUUUUUGUUAAACCCUCUAACCCACCAGUCAACUCAAAACCCAGUCAACUUGGGAACCACUAGUUUAGAUACCUAUUACCUGCAUACUUCACAAUACUCCACAAUUGUAUGAGAAGCAUCUAGAGUUCUAUCAGCAGUAGUUGAAGAGUUUUUAUAAGUAAGUAAUUUAUACAACCAUUUAAAUAUUUUUAUUAUACAGCUUGACUAUAAAUUGUCUGUCUUUUCUAUAGUUUUUUUUUUAUAUUGUGUAGUCUAGACACAAAGGGAAGUGCAAAAACAUUGAAGUAUAUUUGAAGCAAAGCUCAGACAUAAAGAACUUCCAUAAUAUAUACAUAAAAUGUUUGCAUACUAUUUACAUAACACUGCAAUUUUUCUUAAAUACUUAUUAUUCUUUGUUAAAUUAUUAUCUUAAUAUUUAAUUAUGUUUUUAUAAGAAUCUAUACUUAUCUCUAAAAAUAUUUGUAAAAUCUUUUAUUUGCCAAACGGAAUUUGUUAUUAGGAGAGUCCCCACAGAGCGAGCAUACGCGCGAGGCAUUUUCCUCACGCACAAACCGGCCAGUGUAGACGUGCCUCGGCCGGGGCGGCGCGCUCGGGCGAGGAAGGAAAACGCACGCGCCGCCUCGGCCGAGCGAGGCACGUCUACACUGGCCGGUUUGUGCGUGAGGAAAUUGCCUCGCACGUACGUGCUCGCUCGCUCGCUCUGUGUGGACCCGCCUAUUCAAUUUACAUAACUUUUUAUGUACAGUAUGUUUUUUAUGUACUUACGGAGGAUGAAGAUGAAAGAAACAGGGGCUUACAAUGUGCUAACAUUUGUAAAUCUUUAUCUUGAAAAGAUCACAUAGUGUGUUUGUACCUAUAGUGUGCUAUUUUAAUAUUAUGCAUUUGAUGUAAAAAAAAAAAUGUCUAUAGCAGUUUUUACUGUAAGUUCCUCAGUGUGUAACCUUUUUAUGCUCUUAUCUUCUGUUUUAAUGAGUGAAGUUAACUUUGUGCCACUAGAUGUCGCCAAUCACUAUGGUUUAGAUGGGUAUUUUAUUUAACCCAGAAGGUAAAUGUAUACUGGGCUGGACUGAGGUCUGUAGGUUGUCAACUAUACCGUUAGGCAAGCCAGGUCAAAUAUUGACUUGUUAUAAUCUUCGAAACUUGUAGUAUAAGGUGCAUUUAGUCUUGAGUAUGCAGCAAGGUCGGCUGUAUGUCGCCUUUUUUUAUACUAUGUCGGUGGAAAACAAGCAUACGGCCCGCCUAAUGAUAAGAAAUCACAUUCCCAUACAAACAGAGUUUCAAUCUCAUUUUAAAACUGUGUUAGAUUGUAAUGAAACUUUAUCUGUGAAACUAUAUCUAUGCCUCUAAUUUGUUUAUAUAGCUCCAUCUUAUAAAACAAAUGAAAUAGAGAAAAACUAUUUUGUAUGAAAAACUUAAUACACUGUAUCUUUUUAACUAUGGUAUCUGGAGCUACAUAAACUAAUUACAGGCAUAGAUAUACCUUAUCCUAUUGUAAGUACAAAGUUUCAGAGCAAUCUAGCUAGUUGUUUUAAAAUGAGAGUGUAAGUAUGUUUGUAUGGAGAACCAAGCUUGCUGCGGACUCUUAAAUUAACUGGUGGGUUUAAAGUUGUAUUGUGGUCUCUAGUCCAAAUAAUAAUGAUGCAUAGCCUGAAGAGGCGACUUUAGGCCUUAUGUGAUCCAGGCCAAAAGUAACGAAGUGAUAUUGUGGCCUUUUGGUAGAAAUUAUACACCUAUUCAAGUAUUGCUAUUUAUCAAUACCUUCCAUUGUGUAUUAGAUUUUUAUUAUACCAAAGAUUUAUCAAAGGAGAUUGCCCUCUUAUUAAGAUAUUGUGUGUGUAUUUACAUAAACCUAGUCACCUAGCACUUAAAUUUAAAAAAUUAAAUAUAAAUUUUUUAUAUUUAUUAUAUUAAUACAUCUGGUUGUGUUUACUUCCAGUAUUAAUUUUUUCUGGUGUUUUCAAUGAUGUAUUUAUAAUAUUUUUAUAAUCGUCUAGUCCAUUGAUGUAAGAUAAAUUAUGUAUUUUAAACAAAAUCAAAUUAGUGCAAAAUAUUUACAUCUACAAAUUUGAAACUAUAAUAUUAAAUAUAUAAUCAUGCAUUGUGAGAAAUAAAAAUAUAGUGAAA